GAUUUCAUCCCAUACAAGGCUUUUUCUACCCAGCACACAUGAUCCACAGGUUUUAUCCCCCUGGAAGCUUUGGAGAGUUAUAUAUUUAUACACACACACACUCAACUUGUUCAAGUUAAUAGCAUUCCUGGGCUAUUGAGUCAAAAGGCACUCCACCAGCGGGAAUUCUGGGCAGGCAGGAGAGGGGGGGAGCAUGGACUGUACUGAAAAAAAGUUCCUUUUUUAACAACAAUAUUUGUCACUUAAAAUUGUGCUUCUUUCAGUGGUUAUGCUGGCAAGUCUUAGCUCUGAUUCAAACCUAACGGCAAACAGAAAUGGGUAACAUGAUCCCUGCACGAGGGUUUUGCCCAGGGAGGAUUAACGAGACAGGGGCAAGCUGACGUUGGAGGCUACAUUGACAUUUAUGAAUGUUUCAAGAGCGUGGUGGGUGUUGCUUGGCAAUUCAUAAGUAGAGAAGUGGAGCCAGCUAACAACUGUCGGGGAGGAUGUCAAGGACUGGGCACGCAGAGGGCUGGUACAGCAAAGGGACCUGAUGGCCGAUUCGGAACCGCCUUUGGAGCAGCAUGGGGAUGAUGCAGGGACAUCCUUAGAGCUCCAGCAGGAGGUUACAGAUGCCCUGUUAGAGCCUGACGUUGCACACGCCCCCUUGGAGCUAACUAUGGAUGUCAUGAACACCCUGCUGGAGCUGAACAUGGAAGCUGCAGGCGCCCCGCUGGAGCUGAAUAUCACAGACACGUCCUUGCAGCAGCAUGUGGAUGGCACAGAUUCUCCCUUGGGCCUAGAGGGUGCCGAGCCUCUGACGCUGAGCAUUGAGGAGCUGGGAGAGCACUUCCAGGAAUGCAUCGUGGCAGUGGAGCAGCUGGAGGAGGAGAGGGACAGCCUCAUCCAGGAACUCACGCUGCUCCGGGAGCCUGCCCUUCAAGAAAUCAGACAAGCUCACGAGGCAAUCCUGGCAGCCUACCGACUGCAGGCCAAGGUGGAGCUGGAGAGGGACAAUCUGAGGAACGAGAUCCGACAAGUCAAGCAGAAGUUAUUCAAGGUGACCAGGGAGUGUGUGGCUUGCCAGUACCAGGUGGAAACAAGACGGCACGACAUGGCCCAAUAUGCCGUCUAUCAGGAGGAACUGGAAACCAGGGUCAGCCAGCUCUCAGAGGAAAUAUUGCAGCUGAGAGAGACUUGUGAAAAGCAGAAAGAACAGGUCAGGCAGCGUCUGGAGAGGCCUCAGUACCGAGGGGACAGCCAUUUCUUGCAGGAGAGCCGAAGGCUUUCCGUGGAGUUCGAGAGCUUUGUGGCAGAGAGCCGCCAGGGCCUGGAAAAACACUACGAGCCGCAGCUCGUGUGCCUUUUAGAAAGGAGAGAAGCCAGCGCUAAGGCUUUGCAACAAACGCAGGGAGAGAUUCACGGGCUGAAGGAGGCACUGCGACCACUGCAGGGAGAGACCAGCAGGCUGCAGCUACAGAACAGAAGCCUGGAAGAACAGAUCGUGCUCAUUAAGCACAAACGGGAUGAUGAAGUUCUCCAGUACAGGGAGCAGGUAGAAGAGAUGGAAGAGAGACUAAGGGAGCUGAAAAAUGAGGUCCAGCUUCAGCAACACAAGAACCAAGAAUUGGAAGAGCUGAGGACCAGCCUACACCAGGAACUAUCUAUUUACAAGGGCUGCUUAGAAAUCUAUGGUCAGCUUUGCAACUCAGAAGAAAAAGUAGACCAAGACUGACUGAUGGACUUUCUUUAGUUUAACCAGAAAAUAAAGGCAGAAGAGCUUGAUGUGAAGGACUGAAAUAUCUACAGUGGACACUUACAUUUCCCUCUUUCUGCUCACCCCCUCCUAAGUAAUGCAUAGAAGCUAUUUAAAAAGUCAGGAAUAUUAGACAAUCGUUUGCUUGUUUAUAUUUCUUGAGGUGCUGCUCUGUUGAUCUUCUAGCAUUGUAGAAAAGAGUGAUGCUACCAUCCUCAAGGAGAGCACAGAAGAGUAUACUUGUACUACACAAUGAACAUAUAACGAACAAUAAGAUGUAUGUUUUGCUGUGUUUGGAAAGCAUAUCUGAUCUUGUUCCAUAGGUGGAUUGUGUAAGCCUGCACAGAAAAGAAGCCUUUUUUUUUUUUAUUAAAGAAACACUUAAAAAGGGAUUGUGAUAGAGAUGUAGCCGUGUUAGU
Messenger RNA from Pelodiscus sinensis (Chinese soft-shelled turtle), 2154 nucleotides. RefSeq names its product syncoilin, intermediate filament protein (gene SYNC). NCBI's taxonomy places the organism in Eukaryota, Metazoa, Chordata, Testudines, Trionychidae. Gene Ontology annotation, cellular component: intermediate filament. The record is from RefSeq and is a predicted model, not a curated record.